Molecule: messenger RNA, 858 nt
Organism: Nicotiana tabacum (common tobacco)
Lineage: Eukaryota; Viridiplantae; Streptophyta; Magnoliopsida; Solanales; Solanaceae
Source: RefSeq, a predicted model, not a curated record
CUGAGGCCCUGAUAGUAUACGAACUUUGACUCUAGUAAACAGAAUAAACUUUUUUUGGGAGCAUUCGGAAGAGGGGUGGACCCGUAAAUUUGCUCCCGCUCAGACGCGCAAUGCCGCUUACCCGCUGACCGCUAUUUGCCCCGAGUAUCGCUUACUUAUCUCCUACUGUUUGAUUUGUUUCGAAAUCAAUUCUACAAAUUUUCAAAUUCAAGUCACUGUUACCUGUUUAAUCCGAUUCAAUAUCUUGCUCAAAUAUCGAAUUAGACAUAUAUACAAACAAACAUGGCAUCAUCAGGUACCAUGAACAAGAUCGAGAGAGCACACCUGAUGUACAGAGAAGGCAAAUACGCGGAAGCCCUGGGUUUUUAUACAGACGCGCUUUCUUUGACCAAGACCAAGUCCCAAAAGAUCGCUCUCCACAGCAAUCGCGCUGCUUGUUUCCUCAAACUUCACGAUUUCAAAAAGGCAGCGGAUGAAUGUACAUUGGUGCUUGAACUAGAUCAGAAACACACAGGUGCGCUGAUGUUGCGCGCUCAAACCUUAGUCACCCUCAAGGAGUACCAUUCAGCACUUUUCGAUGUCAAUAGGCUGAUUGAGUUGAAUCCAUCAUCAGAAAUGUAUCAAAAUCUUCAUUCCCGUUUGAAGACACAACUGGUAGUUAUUUUGCUUUUUUGUUGCGUUUCCUUUUUAUAUUUGUUUUUAACUUUUUUACCAGCUCCCGUCUAUGUCUCUGCAUAUGGCUUAACUGUAUAUUAGCCUGUGUUUUUUCAACAAUGUAUUUGUUUGUUUUCAUUUACUUUAACAAAAUGUCAUAAUUAAAGCAUUCGUCCUUGCUAUCUUUGGGGGAAUCAACCACUA